AUGUGGCUGUUUAUUGCAAUCCUGGUUUUGAUACAAGCACCCAUGAACUCAGCAGAUGUCAUCGAGCAGGAAAAGGCCAUAAAUCCCGAGACUUUCAUGAAUGUUAGCCAAAUGAUCUCCCACAGAGGGUACCCCAGCGAGGAGUAUGAAGUCCUGACUGGCGACGGCUACUACGUCAGCCUGAACAGAAUUCCUCAUGGGAGAGAAAACCCUGGGAACAGAGGGGCCAAGCCGGUCGUGUUUCUCCAGCAUGGGUUUCUCGGAGAAAGUAGCUUCUGGGUGGAAAAUCUGGCUAACAACAGCCUUGGCUUCAUACUAGCAGACUCUGGCUACGACGUCUGGCUGGGAAACAGCCGGGGGACAAGCUGGUCCCAGAGACACCAGUACCUUUCAGUCGACCAGGUUGAAUUCUGGGAUUUCAGCUUUCACGAAAUGGCAAUGUACGACCUCCCAGCCAUGGUCGACUUUGUUCUGCAGAAGACUGGGCAGCAGCAGAUCUACUACGUUGGCCACUCCCAAGGCUGCACAAUCGCAUUCAUUGCAUUUUCGUCCAUGCCAGAACUGGCUCGGAAAAUCAAAAUGUUUUUUGCCCUGAGUCCAGUAGUGACAACCAAGUUCACCAAAAGUCCCAUCGUGAAAAUGUCCUUCCUUCUGGACCGGCAGUUCAAGGUGGUUCAGCUUCUGCUCGGCAAAACAGAUGCCUCGCUGCGGGUGAGGAGGCUGUGGAGGUUCCUCCCCAAGCUGUGCAGGAACCCACUGCUGCACAAGCCCUGUGCCAACCUCUUCUUCCUGAUGGGUGGCUACAAUGAGAAGAACUUCAACAUGACGCGGCUGGAUGUGUACACGUCCCACUUUCCGGAUAGGACAUCUGUCAAAAAUGUGAUACACUGGGCCCAGGUGACAAAAUCAGGAGAAUUCAAAGCCUUCGACUACAGCAACAAAAACCCAGUUGUGUACCACCAGGAGAAACCUCCCUUCUACCGGGUGGAGGAGAUGCACGUGCCCACUGCGGUGUGGUCAGGGGGGGAGGACUGGGUAGCUGACCGGAGGGAUGUCCACCUGCUGCUGCCCCGCAUCGCCCAUCUCGUCACCUACAACCACAUCCCUGACUGGAACCACUGGGACUUCGUCUGGGGCUUGGAUGCCCCUGGGCGCCUCUACAGCAGCAUCCUGGAGCUGAUGGAGAAGUCUCAGUAG
Molecule: messenger RNA, 1197 nt
Organism: Tauraco erythrolophus (red-crested turaco)
Lineage: Eukaryota; Metazoa; Chordata; Aves; Musophagiformes; Musophagidae
Product: lysosomal acid lipase/cholesteryl ester hydrolase
Molecular function (GO): hydrolase activity, acting on ester bonds
Source: RefSeq, a predicted model, not a curated record